Molecule: messenger RNA, 2327 nt
Organism: Dinoponera quadriceps
Lineage: Eukaryota; Metazoa; Arthropoda; Insecta; Hymenoptera; Formicidae
Product: neurotrimin-like
Exons: 8
Coding region: 6-1217 (403 amino acids)
Cellular component (GO): neuron projection
Source: RefSeq, a predicted model, not a curated record
ACAAUAUGCUCCCCGCUUUCGCGAUCCCGGUGUUCUGCAUCACGACAUGGGCAUCCGCGCUGAACGAUCCGUCAUCAGAUUUACCCAGGUUCGGCAAACCGUUGAACAACCUUACAGUCUCAGUGGGUCGCGAAGCCGUUUUCACCUGCAUCGUCGAGGACCUCGGACCAUACAAGGUAGCGUGGCUACGUGUCGAUACGCAGACGAUUCUGACGAUAGCAAGUCACGUUAUCACGAAGAAUCAUCGGAUCGCAGUGACGCACAGUGGCCAUCGAACGUGGUCCCUUCACAUAAAAGACACGCGGAAGAGUGACAGCGGUUGGUACAUGUGCCAGGUUAAUACUGACCCGAUGUCCAGCAUCACUGGAUUUCUCGAAGUCGUUGUGCCGCCGGAUAUCCUGGACUAUCCCACCAGCACGGACAUGGUGGUGCGAGAGGGUAGCAACGUGACGCUACGGUGCGCGGCGACAGGAACACCGGAGCCGACGGUCACGUGGCGUCGCGAGGCAGGCGGCACGAUCAGCCUGUCGAACUGGCACGAGCCAGUGGCGAGUAUCGAAGGCCCGGAGCUGGAAAUAACACGCGUCACGCGUCUCCAUAUGGGACCGUAUCUCUGCAUAGCGUCCAACGGAGUGCCACCGACAGUCAGCAAGCGGAUCGUUCUCAUUGUUCACUUUCAGCCCAUGGUUUUCAUCGAGAAUCAGUUGGUGGGUGCUUACGAAGGACAAACUCUCACGUUGGAGUGUCGUAGCGAAGCGUUCCCCAGACCUAUUACUUAUUGGACGAGGCCAUCGAACGAAACCAUUGCUAACGAUGAGAAUUACAAGGUCGAAUCAAUCCCUAAAGGAUACGAGAUUACGAUGAAGCUCGUCAUAAGGUCUGUACGAAUUCAAGAUUUUGGAUCCUUUCGGUGCGUAGCAACGAAUUCCCUCGGGGAGACUGAUGGAAAGAUAAAACUUUACAGGAUUGACAGGCCGCCAACUACGCGGAAACCGGGCGCGAGACGGGAGUCGAAGAAGACGUGGAAGAUGGAUCAUAGCCAUGAGAAGAAGGCCGCCGGUAUGAAGGACGAGCCGAUGUUGAAGGGUGACGAUAAUGGCGACGAACAGAUCGAUUUUCAAUCGGCCACGGCCUCAUCGGUGCUUCAUCGGCAUUUGCUUACGAAUCUCGGGAUAACAGUCAUAACCGCGAUACUGGCCGGCAGUUUGUCCACGUAGACACGCACGGCGUCGCGAUGCGUUCGCCGAUUACGUGCGAACGCGACUAACGUUACGGAAAGCAUUUUCACAUACGGGAGCGGACCUCGCGUAUGGCAAAACGUCACAACGAAGGAAUGCCGAUAAGAAUAACGCCGCGUGCGCGGGGGGUCUCGCGAGAAAAAAGCUUUCCGCAAAAAGUCUCUUCCUGUGUACAUGAAAUUUGCAUGAAGUGGCCGUAAAGCGACGAGACAGCUGUUUUUAUACGGAGACUCACGGAGAGUCCGAAGUACCCGGAACUGAUCGAGCCAAAGUGACCAGGGUGCUUCGUGUGAAGCGCAAUUAACACAUCACAAGCCGAACGUGUACUAAUAGACUUUCCUCUCUAUCCAAAGACGUAGGAAGCCACCAAUCUAUUAAGCCCUUUACACCGAAGGUGCCGGCGUAGCUGGCUUUUACCGUUUCCAUUCCAAGCGGUAACUUUGUUGACCUCACCAUCACUUAAAGCUGAAGAAGAAAGUCCGUGGAUCCGGUAAAAAGGGGAUAUAUAUUAUUUGCGAUCGCGCUUCUCCUUUUAAACCGUUGAAAUGGAUUACCGAUAGCAAAAUAGAAAGAACACUUUCCAAUCUAUUUAAAUUGUAUGCGGGUAUAUUUUAUGUGUUUUAUUUUAAGAAUUCAAAAUGUAUAUAAAAUAAUCCCUUUUGAUCUGUAAAAAAUUGACGAUCCAAUUUUUUUUCUCUUUUUUACGUCGGUAUUGGCGCGAGUGCAGACAAAGAUAUAAAAACGUAUGAAAUGUAACGUUACUUUUGUAUUUCAAAGUACCAGCAAAGUGUACAUCGCUUGCAAUAUGUUAAUAGCGCUUAAAGAGCGUAAGGGCGCGAGGAAUGAGAGUGGUGAUUGCAAUGUGCGUAUGCGCAAAUGAAUUCGUACAUAACAAUAUUUUUUGUAAAGAAUUUUUCGCAAAACUGCGAAUUGUUUUCCGAAAUCGGCAGUUUCUACAGCAGUAUAUUCAAAACUCAUUACAAAUGCGUUAUACGUACCAAAAACACCCGGAUACUUUUGGCUUAAUUUCAAAAUGUCGGACUUUUAAUUAUUAUUAAUCAUCCUUUCCUUCUACAACAAAUGUAAAUG